AUGGCUGGAAGACAGGAAGGAAAAAGAGCGCUGUCCAGUCUUUUAAAAAACACUCGGUGUUAUUUAUGUCGGAAUGAUUUCACUGAUCCUCGUGAACUGAACUGUUAUCACGUCUUUUGUAAGUCCUGUCUGGACGGUUACAUAAACACUGUCUGUCCUGAAGGGACUAUAGAGUGUCCGCUGUGUGACGAGGCAACUCCCACACCACGGCGAGGGGCUGAAGGCCUCAAGAAAAAUCUCUAUCUCAAUUUGUCCACUAUUUCUGUGGGAAUCAUUUGUGAUGUAUGUAACAACGAUCAAAACGCGAUCGGAAGAUGUAUAGAAUGCAGUCAAGAUUUAUGCGAAUCUUGCUUCAAUUAUCAUAACAACAUCCGGUCUACCCGUGAACACCACGUUGCAACGAUUGACAAGGAUCACCUACAAGGAAAGCUGACACGUGAUGUAUACUGUGAAAUACACGUGAAUGAAAAAAAUAUGUAUUACUGUAUCGACUGUGAAAAACUUGUUUGUCAACACUGCAAUAUGACCAAACACAAACUUCAUUUAUGCCGAGUUGUUACGGAAAUGUCCGACAAUUUCCGAGAACAACUGACGGACCUGGUAGAAUCUGAAGAAUUUGCUAAUCACUUGUUCUGGAUGACUGAUAGGAAAACCGAAACAGUUCAACACAUCAAGAAACUCGAGGGCUUAGAAGAAGUAGCAGCAAGGGAGAUAAUUAACCACGCCAAAGUAUGGCACGAGCUGAUAGAGGACAUGAAGAAAUUUAUGUUGAAGCGAGCCCGAGAAGAAGCGAGAAAGGGAAUAAGUCCUGCAAAAAAUAUUGGUAAGAAAUUGGAAAACAAUAUGCAGUCUUACGCAAAUUUAUACCUUGUGGCUCGUGCAGCUGUGAAACAAUCUGAUGAUGUGGAGAUUGUGGAAAGCGGUCUGAAGUUGCAGAGAAAGCUGAGAAGUUUAAGGAUAGAAGGGCCAGUCCGGACUUUAUCGAAAAAUUCAGGUAUUCAAUUUUCUCCCAAGGUAAUGUCUUUGGAAGAAUUCAAUCCUAUGUUUGGUCUUGUCGGACCUACAGUUCAACUUGACUCAAAUUCCCGUUUGAUAUCCGCAUUUUGUAUAAAGACGGCCGGGGCACCUGUUUCUUCUAUCUCGUACGCCACAGACGGUCGUUCGUGGAUCAUAGAAGGAAUAGAUGGCCUGAUUCAGUUGUACGACAAUAGAGGCAGAGUCCAUCAAACAAUUAACCUGGGAUUACCAGCGGAUGAUAUAAUCUGCGAGCCGGACAACAAGAAAUAUGUGUCAUGCAACUCCGCCAAACAGGUUGUGACAUUGGAUGAGAAUUUGCAAAUGUCUGUUGUGACUAAAACGGAUUUGUGUACCAGAGGCAUUGCGUAUGAUCGACAACAAGGCGCACUUGUCAUCUGUUUAACUGAGAAGAAUGCUUUCUACGACUAUGAACAUCACCAUAAAAACAGAAUAGUGAAAACGAUUGUGAACGGGGAAAAGAGAAUGGAAACGCCGGACAUCCUGUCUUUCGCUGCGUCACCUUUGGUCGAGUAUCCGGCGCGUCUGACGGCUACAAAAUCAGGAUUUAUUGCAAUUUCAGAUUGGAAGAGGAACUGCGUGACGAUCUUAGAUGCCACAGGGCACGUGGAAACGGAGUAUUUUAUUCUAAGCAAGGGUGCAAACUCGGAAGGCUUUUGUCCGAGAGGUAUAUGCUGCGAUAACGAUGGUAGGAUUCUAGUGGCAGAUUUUAACAACCAUAGAAUCAUGCUUCUGGACGAAACAGGUCAAACAUUCUUGGCAAUACUGACAAAGGAGGAUGGAAUCCAUCACCCAUGGUCAGUUAGUUGUGGCAACGAUGGACUUGUUUGGAUUGGUAAUAAACAUGGUGAAGUGAAAAUUUACCACAUAAACUUCGCGGAAAGCACCAAGUAA
Ylistrum balloti is the source of this 1929-nucleotide messenger RNA. RefSeq names its product E3 ubiquitin-protein ligase TRIM71-like. The record is from RefSeq and is a predicted model, not a curated record. Gene Ontology annotation, molecular function: zinc ion binding; protein binding. The transcript has a single exon. Lineage: Eukaryota; Metazoa; Mollusca; Bivalvia; Pectinida; Pectinidae. Bases 1 to 1929 code for a protein of 642 amino acids.